Daldinia loculata is the source of this 1440-nucleotide messenger RNA. Its product is annotated as alpha/beta-hydrolase. Gene Ontology annotation, molecular function: triacylglycerol lipase activity. The coding region runs from base 167 to 1108 and encodes 313 amino acids. The transcript has a single exon. Gene Ontology annotation, biological process: glycerolipid catabolic process. The record is from RefSeq and is a predicted model, not a curated record. Lineage: Eukaryota; Fungi; Ascomycota; Sordariomycetes; Xylariales; Hypoxylaceae.
CUGGCUGCGGGGGCCCUCUCAUUAGUCGCUACAUACGGAGAGAAACAUGUUGUUCACUUAAUUAAGUGCGGCUCAUGUGUAUCUUGCCGAAAUCUAUACCGAUUGUAUGAAAACUUGUAACUAAUAAUACCAACCUUUAAAGAUUGUAUUCGCACCGUUAUCCAAUAUGAUGGACAAUAUGAUGGAGAUGUCCGAGGAGCUCUUUGUUUCCUUGCCAAAAGGCUGUAAGAUCUGUUAUCGGACAUUCGGCAACCCGUCAGACCCGGCCAUAAUCAUUAUUUCGGGAUAUGGAAUGUCCAUGACACAGACGCCUGAUGCGUUUGUUCGAUUGCUCAAUCCACCAGAUCAUCCUCACCUCAUCGUCCAAUUCGAUUAUCGGGAUACUGGCCGUUCGACGUCUUUUCCCGAGCCACCUUACGGAGAGCGCGCCUACACGUUCGAUGAUAUGGUAGACGACAUCGUAGGUCUUAUAAACCAUCUAAAGCUUGAGCGUGUACACGUAAUAGGCACUAGUAUGGGCGGACCAAUUUCCUGGCUAACAGCUGGCCGGCUACCCGACAUCGUUGAGAGUCUGGCUCUCAUCUUCACAAGUCCGGUAGGGCGCAUACAGGAUGAGACAGACAACUUGCCGUCGCUGCAGAUGGAGGGACACUAUACACUCACCGACGCGUUUGACCCACCCACGGAUAGGGAUGAUCACGAGGGCUGGAUCAAAACAUAUGCAGCGAUGUCUCUCGCUAUGGCGACGAAACCGCCUACCGAAGAAGAAAGGGCUGACGCGAGACGCAUGUCCGAGAUUACGUACUAUCGUGAGCGGGAGAGCGGGACGAUGUGGAGUAAGACGAAUCAUUCGGAUGCGGUAGGCGUGAGAUGGCCUAGGGAAGCGCUUAAGCUUGUCAAAUGCCCGACCGUCGUUAUCCACGGUGCUAAGGAUCAGCUGUUCUCUGUGGACCAUGCAAAGGCUCUAAGGGAUGGCGUGGAGGGAGCAACGUUGGUGAUUAUUGACGACUGUGGGCACGAGUUGCCGCACCGGGCUCUAAAGCCCGUGGCGGAUGCGAUCCUUGCCAACGCGAAGAGGGGAGAACAGCUGAAGACGGCUGGGAAGUAAUAUAAACUACAUGGCAUUUACUGUAGCUUUGUGGUCAUUAUGGCUGUUAAGUUUACCGUUAUGUGUGGGUCUCUCGUCAAAGAUACAAUACUGAAUGGAUAGUAAAAUUGGGAAAGAAAGGCAGUUUGAAAAGGGGGAUAGAUGAUUAGUUAAAAAUGGGAGACAGUCUAUCCAGGGCUACCAGCAUUGCUCCUGAUGGGUAGUCUAUAAGAAUAACAUGAUAUAAUGAUGUUUCAAAGGUCAAUUUAUAUUGUGUUUUACCAUGUUAUCAUAGCUUCUAAUUAAGAAUUAACGAACGUCAGAGCCUCAAGCUAACCUUAGACGCCCCCUGA